UUCAAUCGGAAGGCGAUUUGACUGUUGCAGGCUCGGUAUGUGGCGCAUGAGUGUGCGUUUCGGGAUGUAACGGCUGUCUCACGGAGGACCCACUCUGAAUUUUAACAUAAAUACAUACCCGGGGGACUCACAAGAGAGAAUACCUUCACUAGGGGAGUUUACGACAGCACGGAGUGGAGGGAGACACGGGAGCGUGGCAGGAGGGACCGACACCGCACGCAGAAAUGGCGGAGCACCACACAGCCAGCGACGGCAAGCAGCACAAAGCGUCCACCAACGCCGGGGGCUCGGUGCACGGGAACAGCAGACCCGGCGCCGCGGGUGGAGGAGGGGGCAAAGGAGGCCUGUCUGGCGGGCUGACACAGCCGGCAGGGUGGCAGUCUUUACUCUCGUUUAGUAUUCUUUUUCUGGCCUGCCUGGCGGGAUUCAGCUCCAGACUUUUCGCCGUGAUCCGGUUCGAGAGCAUCAUCCACGAGUUUGAUCCAUGGUUCAACUAUAGAUCUACACACCAUCUCACCACGAAUGGCUUCUACGAGUUCCUCAACUGGUUUGAUGAAAGAGCGUGGUACCCACUGGGCAGGAUUGUUGGUGGAACAGUAUACCCCGGGUUGAUGGUGACAGCUGGCCUCAUCCACUAUGUUCUCAACAUGCUCCACAUCACUGUCCACAUCCGUGACGUGUGCGUCUUUCUGGCGCCGGUGUUCAGCGGUCUGACUGCUAUAUCUACCUUCCUGCUGACGCGGGAGCUGUGGAACCAGGGCGCAGGGCUGCUGGCAGCCUGCUUCAUCGCCAUCGUCCCUGGCUACAUCUCCCGCUCUGUGGCUGGCUCUUUUGACAACGAGGGCAUUGCCAUCUUCGCACUGCAGUUCACCUAUUACCUCUGGGUGAAGUCAGUGAAGACAGGCUCUGUAUUCUGGACCAUUGGCUGCUGCCUCUCCUAUUUCUACAUGGUGUCAGCAUGGGGAGGUUAUGUGUUUAUUAUCAACCUGAUUCCUCUGCAUGUGUUUGUGCUGCUGCUGAUGCAACGCUACAGCCGGAGAGUCUACAUCGCUUACAGCACUUUCUACAUUGUGGGGCUUGUAUUGUCCAUGCAGAUCCCUUUUGUCGGAUUCCAGCCAAUCAGGACAAGUGAGCACAUGGCUGCAGCAGGUGUGUUUGCACUCCUCCAAGCCUACGCCUUCCUGCAGUACCUGAAGGACAGACUGACCAGACAGGAGUUCCAGACGCUGUUCUUCCUUGGGGUGUCCCUGGCUGCCGGGGUGGUCUUCCUCACAGUCAUCUAUCUCACAUACACAGGAUACAUCGCUCCGUGGAGUGGUCGUUUCUACUCUCUCUGGGACACCGGCUAUGCUAAGAUCCACAUCCCCAUCAUAGCGUCUGUGUCAGAGCACCAGCCGACUACGUGGGUCUCCUUCUUCUUUGACCUCCACAUCCUGGUCUGCACAUUCCCAGCAGGUCUCUGGUUCUGCAUCAAGAACAUUAAUGAUGAACGAGUGUUCGUGGCCCUGUACGCCAUCAGUGCGGUCUACUUUGCUGGUGUGAUGGUGCGUUUGAUGCUGACUCUGACUCCAGUGGUGUGCAUGCUGUCUGCCGUGGCUUUCUCCAGCGUCUUUGAGCACUACAUGGGAGACGACACCAAGAGGGAGAAACCCCCUGCCGAAGACAGCAGCGACGAGGACGACAAGAGGAAUUCUGGGAAUCUUUAUGACAAGGCUGGAAAGGUGCGCAAGCAUGUGUCAGAGCAGGAGAAGGCAGAAGAGGGCCUGGGUCCUAAUAUCAAGUCCAUCGUCACUAUGCUCAUGUUGAUGCUUCUGAUGAUGUUUGCCGUGCACUGCACCUGGGUCACCAGCAACGCCUACUCCAGUCCCAGCGUGGUGCUCGCCUCAUACAACCACGACGGGACACGUAACAUCCUGGAUGACUUCAGAGAGGCCUACUACUGGCUAAGGCAGAAUACAGAUGAGCAUGCACGCGUCAUGUCGUGGUGGGACUACGGCUACCAGAUAGCUGGCAUGGCUAACAGGACAACGCUAGUGGAUAACAACACAUGGAACAACAGUCAUAUAGCACUGGUUGGGAAAGCCAUGUCGUCAAAUGAGAGUGCAGCCUAUAAAAUCAUGAGGUCGCUGGACGUCGACUAUGUCCUAAUCAUCUUUGGGGGUGUAAUCGGCUACUCAGGAGACGAUAUUAACAAGUUCCUGUGGAUGGUGAGGAUAGCAGAGGGAGAGCACCCCAAGGACAUCAGGGAAAGCGACUACUUCACCCCUCAGGGAGAAUUCAGAGUGGACAAAGCUGGUUCACCAACUCUGCUCAACUGCCUCAUGUACAAGAUGUCUUAUUAUCGAUUUGGUGAAAUGCAGCUGGACUUCCGGACGCCACCUGGAUUUGACCGAACACGAAACGCAGAGAUCGGAAACAAGGACAUCAAGUUCAAACACCUAGAGGAGGCGUUCACCUCGGAGCACUGGCUGGUCAGGAUUUACAAAGUCAAGAAGCUGGACAACAGAGAGCCGCUGGACCACAAGCCUCGCAGCAUAGUUCCCAGGCAGAAGUACACUUCCAAAAAGAUGAAGCUGUAGAUGCUGUGAGGGUCAACAGAUUCUGCAACAACAAACCCGUCAUAUUCAACGGCCAAGAGGAAGCGAGGUCACAUCAAGAACAAGCUUGUCCUGAGAAAAGGAAAGAAAUUACAAAAAAAAUAAUAAUGACCAUGAACUCUUCUAGGAAAACAAACAAAUGCGAAGAAACCUCGAACAACUAAUGAAGAAGAAGAAAGGGGGCCAUUUAUCUGGCACUUGGCACUCAAGCGCGCCCCAUUAGAGCGCCCCCAUGUGGUGAGGAAGUUGGAGUGUCAUAUCUGGCUAGCUCCAGACCUGUUGUCUGUUUUAUCCUGAGGAUCUUUGUCUUGCUCAUUUUUUUUCUCCAGAUUUUUUUCUUUUGUUUUUUUUACUUGAAUGUGUGGCAAGGCAUAGGGCUGCUCUUCUUUGUUCUGCGUCGAUGAAUUUUUUUUGUGGUACGUUGAUUAACUGCUUAUCAGUGUGGGGAUCUGGUUUAGAGGACAUGAAACAAGGGAGGGAAACGAGAGAAGACUUGGGAACAUUUGCACCAAAGACCCAUCGACCUUGCUCCAUGGCACAUGUGAACUCAUCACUGAGCGAGAGGAAGCGCAGGAGUGGAAGCUAAGGACUUGUUCCUGACACGUGUACAGAGGAGAGUAUGCGGUAUGGAGGAACGUCACCAUUUUAGGCACAGCUCACCUGUAAUAUUAACCUUUUUAUCAUCAUCAUGUCCUUAAUGUCUGCCUGGCUCCCUGACCUUCUUAUUCAACAAAUUCCUUUGAAAAAAAUCGGCCUAAUGUGUAAAUAUGUUGUGUAAAGAAAAUGUCUAAAAGGAUGAUAAUAUAUUGGAUUAUUGUGGUGAUUUUUAAAUAUGCAGUUUUUUUCUCUUGAUUUCGUUGUGAUUUUUGUAUGACAGCAAAUAGAACAGUGAAUGCAAUAAUUCUUGUAUAGAGGGGCUUGAGAUUUUGUUGGAAGAAUGAAUGUGAAUUUUUACAAUGUUCCCCUCCACCCCAGCCCUCUUUUUUUCAUGAACUGCAUAGAUUGUACAUUCUGCUGCUAGGGUUUUAAGACAGAAGCAGGCGACUGUGUGUAAAAAGUAGUGAUAAUAAAUUAGGCCUCCCGUCCUGCAGGGGGAGCUCUCUAGGUUCAGUGUGCAAAGCCUAGUGCCUCAUCACUGGUCAUCAUCGCCUCAUUGAUUUGUGAUUUUCUUGCUUUUAGUUUAGUUUUGAUAAGCUCAUCAUGUAAGUGCUUCUGCGGGGCUGAGGCUUCGGAAACUGGACUUUUUUGUUUUAUGAUGUCUGGAAUUAGACUGCUGAACUGUGAAGAUGGUUUUUAGAAGACAGGCACUGAUACUAGAAAAGACAACACAAGUCAGAAACACUAAGAACUUCCAUUUAUGUCUGUGACUAUGGUGGACUGUAGAACAUCAAAGGAUGCUUUAGAGCUGUGUCCUAAUUCCUGACUCUAUCCAAGUUCAAAAUAAGGUACUGCUUUGCCCAUAUUGCUCCCACUUUAGCUUGUAUUGGGGCUACAAUUCCUGAAAAAAUUCAGGCCGACUGCCCCUGAAAUCUUCCUGAGUUGGUUAUUCAUACUGCAAAGAUAAACCCACCAUAUUAACACUUGCACAUAGCUUUAGAAAGUAGCCUGGUUGAGCUGCAUGUGUGAACACAAACAGCUAUUUUUCACCAACAGAUUUCCCUGAAGUUUCCCUUCCCCCUAGUAUUGUCCCCUCCCUUGCCUGAAAAAUAAGCUGCAGGAACGCUCCUGUUUUGAGGGACAAGUGUGAAGACGUAAGUCAGAACAAUUUCUGGGUAGGUUACCAAGAAAUGUUCUAUAAUAUUUUACAUGAGGCAAAACAUGACUAAAGAGAACAGUGUGGCAGAUGAAGCAACGGUCUCUGCUAUGAGACACUAUAAUGACAAUAUUUUCCUUUACAUCAGUGCCAAAAACAGAGAAGAACAUACAGUAGUACUUUAUUUAGCGGGCCCUAAUUACCUAGUAAUUUUACAGUCAUAAAUGGUGAUUAUAUAGUAAUUCGUCAAGAAUAAUGUGGUAAAAAUCUACUCAUAAAUUGGAGUUUUACAAAGUGAUAACUAAGUAGUAAGUAUCUACUUCAUAAUCUUGUAUUUAAUUAGGUGGUAUUUUCCCAAGUAAUUUCUUAGAUAUAAGAGGAUAAUUUUCUGCAUAAGUUGCAUGAUAAUUCCUUUAUUUCUUUAUUUUGGCUCACUGCAUCAAAGGGAGUCCUUCCUGAAUAGUUAUCAAGUAAAUUUUAGGGUUGGGAGUUAGGCUAGGGUUAGAUUAGGGGUAAGGGUAGAACACCAACUUAUUACCAGAGAAUUGCCACAAUAUUAGGGUAACAGUAGGCUAAGGGUUAGGUUCUGGUUGGGGUAAAAUACCACCUAAUUGUCAGAGAAUUUACACAAUAUUAUGGUUAGGGGUUAGGCGGUUAGGGUAAAAUAUCCCCUAAUUACAAGAGAACUGCUGCAAUUUUACAAGCAAUUCCUUGACAAUUAACACAUUAGGUAAAUACUUCUUUAAUAAUACCAUACUGCAGAGUUGCUACUUAGUAAAAUUCCAGCCUAUUACCAGGUAAAUACCACCUUAUUUCUGAGCUACUUUUAGACUAUUACUCUAAAAUAAUAAGAAGGUAUUUAGCGCCCACUAUAAUAGUGCUAUCUAACAUUCUGCCUAACAGAAAUUGUAAAUUAGCAUUUUCAUUACAUGCACGGUUGUCGCACUAUUUUUUUUUUUGCUAUACAGAGGCCGUGCAUGGUCAUGCGUCAUAUCAGGAUUUGUCGUAAAAUCAUGUUUCCUGAAUGUUUCCUGCUGCAUUCUCACUUCAGCUCACAUGGAAAAUGUACCAGAGGGCCAGUAGGAAGACAUCUGAGUAAAAAAUGUGUCUGUCUGUGCUCACACAUGCAGCUCCUCCUAAAAGAAAAUUCUGGAAGUUUUCCCGAGUGUUAUGCAGAUGUGUACAGGCCUAAUAAGUAGUUUGGGACUGAAAUAUAAAAAAUCUCUAGUUUUUUUUUUUUUUUCUUGGACCUUUAGUUUUGAAAAUGUAACAAAGUUAAGAUAGUUUUAGUUUUCUGCAUUAAAAAAUGACCAACCCUAUAACCACACAUAGUACCUAUAACCGUCCUCAUGUGAUAUUAGGACACAGCUCUACUGUGCUUUAACCCUCUGAAUGGUAAUGUUUGGGCACUGCACUGUUCUUCAUGUGUCUGGAUUCUCAGAUGCCAUGUCCUAACACUACAGGGGUUUUCUUGUGUGUGCUUCAGUGGCUUUUGUAUCAAAUAAUUGACACAUCAGAAGACUAACACAUCAAACAGCUGUACUGGUUUUGUCACAUCUCACAGAAAGUGACUUUUAUAAUUAGUAUCACCUGUUCAUUUCUGUUUCUUCUCUUCUGUCUGAGUUGCUUUGUUCUUUUUAUUUGAUCUUCUCUUGAACUGUCAUAAUUUUUACUCGUUACACCUCUGACACAAAGCCACAUUGUUAUUGUUACUCGCCUAAACUGUGUCACGUCCUUUGAUUUCCCACUAUUUGUCAGUAGAGGAGAGAGAGAAGACUAAGCCUUAAUGUGAUGUACAGUUUGUUGCCCUCUUUGUUUUCUCUUUCCUUUUCAUUUCAUUAUGAGCAGCAGAAAGGGUCUUUUCUCCUCUAAGUUUAUUAUGUCUUAGUAUCUCGGUGCCGUCUGUCCCCCACUCCUUUUUUAUUUGAUGAGAUUCCCCCCUCACCUUCAAAAGUUUACAUUUUUACAUUGUUGUUCUGUUCAGCCAUCUUUAA
Molecule: messenger RNA, 6344 nt
Organism: Cheilinus undulatus (humphead wrasse)
Lineage: Eukaryota; Metazoa; Chordata; Actinopteri; Labriformes; Labridae
Product: dolichyl-diphosphooligosaccharide--protein glycosyltransferase subunit STT3B
Exons: 17
Coding region: 225-2579 (784 amino acids)
Biological process (GO): post-translational protein modification
Cellular component (GO): membrane
Molecular function (GO): dolichyl-diphosphooligosaccharide-protein glycotransferase activity
Source: RefSeq, a predicted model, not a curated record